Molecule: messenger RNA, 653 nt
Organism: Haliotis rufescens (red abalone)
Lineage: Eukaryota; Metazoa; Mollusca; Gastropoda; Lepetellida; Haliotidae
Exons: 4
Coding region: 90-494 (134 amino acids)
Source: RefSeq, a predicted model, not a curated record
UAUGUUGCUACAAAACUCCCCGGCGCCCAAACAGCGGCGCACUUGUCCCUGUUCAUUGACAGCCAAGCAAGACAAACUACGUCCUAACGAUGACUUCAAAGCACAUUCCAAACAUUUUCACCUCGAGCACUGGAUUCCUCGCAGUUAUGCGAGAGUUCCUGGCGAGUGUGGACCGCCUGAACCAAACUGUGCUGUUUCCAGUGAAGUUACAGGAUUUGGACCAGUCUCAACUGACUCCAGAUGACCAGCUGCUUCAUCUCAUCAAACAGACGACUGAUGACGAUAAAGAAGCCAUGGAUCUCUUCGCUGUGUACAUGCUGCUGCUGAAUACAAGAAGCGAACUCUUGUCAGGAUGUGACCUUGCAGGUGAAUCUUCUAGCGGCGACUCGUUGUUAGGGCAACAGCUGAAGACGAUGGCGGGCAUGUUGAAGAGCCUGACAAAGAUGGCGAACACAAUACGAGGGCAGUACGAGACAUCAAUGUACCUAAGCUAGUGACGUAACUGAUUUAUCCAUUUGGCACAACCCAGCGUGCAAUGGCGGGUAAUAUUUGUUAUGUUACCUGUUCAAAUGUUAUAUUUGUCUUGCAUUGUUCUUAUACAACUUUCUAUAUUUUACAUUAGUUUCGCAAUAAAAUUGAUUUGUUGAACUAAA